AUGGUGCUGAAAAUGGCUCCAUGUGCAGCCCCUGACUCACUCAGGCCACAGGACAAGUGCCUUGUUCCUGGUCAUGGCUCUCUCAUGAAUAUCUACCUUAGAUACCUGUUGGCCUCAGAGAAGCCUGAAGCCAGAACAGAAGCCCUCCCCUUUCCUUCAUCUCCAUCUCUAGUCUCUCAGCACCCCCCUACUCCUUCACCUUUGCUAGACUCUUCGGAAGCCACUGUUGAAACUGACCCCAUGGAGUCUGAUGGCCCUGAACAACCAGCAAAAUGUAGCUGGACUGGAGUUAGCUACCCCAUCCCCAGCCAGUUGCUGAGGGAUGAUGGAGGUGAUUUCAGUGAUGAUCCCCUUGAUGACACCGGGUUGGACCUGUACUGUAAAGCCAAAUUACAGGAGUGGCAAGCAGAUGACAAGUGGUGUGACCCUAAACAUGCUCUCUGUAAAGCAUCAGACAAUGACAUCCAUUGGUUUUUGGGCUGGUGUCUCAAACUCCAGCGAGGGAAAGACUGCUGUCACCUAAAGAGAACCAAGAAAGCAAGCUCAUUCAAAUCUGACUGGCAGAGCUUCUGCCAGUACUAUAAGAAGGUCACCAAGAGCAAGAUGCAUGAUGAAGACAGUACUAAUGUGUGGUGGGGUAUCAAAUUCUUGAUUAUGGAGCACAGCCUGGACAUGCAGAAAGGCAGGAAAGUUCUGGUGUACAUUGAGGACAUGGUUUCAUUCAAUAAGACCAUCCUGUCAACUCAGGAGAAAAAAUUCUGGCUUGGGUUCAAGUGGAUCCAAGUCUGCCUGUACAAUACUUUAGGACUCUUCACCAUACAUCAGAAGAAUGUUCUUCUGAGCUUGCAGUAUAAGGACCUCCAGUUCUCUCUCCAGAAGGACCCCAAGGGAGGCCCUUCAAUACCACUUGUGGAAUUGACAGUGGAGGGAGUUAAAAAGUUUAUGGGAUCAACAGAUUUGAUAAUGUUUCCACUGCCUGAAGUGAUUUAUGGGCUAUUGUUAGUCUUCUGCUCACAUACAUACCUCUUUGGGAUGAUGUUCCAUGCCAAGGCAUUUCAACAUUCUGGACUGACAUCCAUGGCACAGCUGCAGAAGUUAUUUGUGAGUGAGAUUCAUGACUGGCUUUACCCCCUUUUCUCACAUCAAUUCUGCUAUGGAGGUGGCAAGAUUCUCAAUGAGAGUGGAUGGGUCAGUGAAGAACAAUGGAUGCUAAUUAUGAAACAUGCAGACCAUCACACAUUUGUUGAACACUAUCAUCCUCAAACUGUCAGCACUGACAUGAUCUGGACCAUCUGUGGCCUUGAUUCAGAGAAGGAACUCAUGGCUCUGUGGAAAAAGAUGCAACUGGAAUUUGAUGAAAAGCAGGCUUUUCUCAACAUUGAGGCACAGCUUUCAGGAAACAUGGUUGAGGAUAGUGAAGAGGAGCCACUAUCAGAGGACACCUUGCAUCCAAUUCUGUACAAGCUCCUCCAAAAGCUUCUCUUGUAUCCUGCAUCAGAUUGCCUGGAAGCAGAAUGGCAACGCUGCAACGAAGCUGUUGAUUUCAUGGUCCUCUAUUGCAACAUUCUUGAAGGCAGCCCUCAUCACAGACGCCCGAAGAAAACACAGCAACCCAUGGGAAGCGGUGGGCCAGACAGUGACUCCAAUUCAAAGGAUGUUCAUAUGAUUAGAAAACAACCCUCAACUUAUGAUGAGCUCUUGUGCCUCACUGCUGAACACAUUGAAAAAGCUCUGAAACCACAUGCAUGUUUUCAGUGCUUUGCUGACAGAAAGCAACCAGAUGAGCGCCAUGCCAAGGAUGUUCAUCGCACGCAUUCUCGCCUUCGUCCACUGUUGUGA
Molecule: messenger RNA, 1839 nt
Organism: Coccidioides immitis RS
Lineage: Eukaryota; Fungi; Ascomycota; Eurotiomycetes; Onygenales; Onygenaceae
Product: C2H2 finger domain-containing protein
Exons: 9
Coding region: 1-1839 (612 amino acids)
Source: RefSeq, a predicted model, not a curated record